Diutina rugosa is the source of this 252-nucleotide messenger RNA. It is a transcript of the gene COX8, whose product is annotated as cytochrome c oxidase subunit VIII. Bases 1 to 252 code for a protein of 83 amino acids. The transcript has a single exon. Gene Ontology annotation, biological process: mitochondrial electron transport, cytochrome c to oxygen. NCBI's taxonomy places the organism in Eukaryota, Fungi, Ascomycota, Pichiomycetes, Serinales, Debaryomycetaceae. The record is from RefSeq and is a predicted model, not a curated record.
AUGUUUAAGACCGGUUUGAACGUCGCUUCCAAGAGAGGUUUCUCCUCGUCGGCCAUCAGAGCCAACGCCGUCUACGGUACCCCGAAGUCGGGCCCUUACUCCAACCUUCCGUUCAAGGUCAAGGACAGAAAGUUCAUCCCCUUUGGCCUCGUGUGGUGGGGUGUCCCCGGUUUCUUCUUCCUCUUCCCCUUCAUGUCGUCGUACUGGCAAUUGAAGAAGUCGGGCUCGUUGGACCCCGUCCCUGAGGAAUAA